Messenger RNA from Diaporthe amygdali, 1005 nucleotides. RefSeq lists its product as uncharacterized. The record is from RefSeq and is a predicted model, not a curated record. The transcript has a single exon. Bases 1 to 1005 code for a protein of 334 amino acids. NCBI's taxonomy places the organism in Eukaryota, Fungi, Ascomycota, Sordariomycetes, Diaporthales, Diaporthaceae.
AUGAAGCCUCGUAUAGCAUACUGUUCGUUGCUCAUGCAAGCAGCCGUCGCUGCCACAUACCCUCAGUUUAACCAUGGGGCUUCGACAACUCCCUCUGUCGAAACCGUUUUCUCCCUGCCUUCCAUCCCCUCGUGGUUCGAGAACCUCGCAUACCGCCCAUCAACAAACACCAUAAUCACAACCCGCCUCGACGUCCCUCAGAUCUGGUCCAUCGACCCAACCACUCACGAAGGCACCCUCCUCGCCAACAUCACUGAGACCUCCGGCCUGAUUGGUAUCACACAGCUCAUAUCAUCGCCUGACACCUUCAUCGUUGCGAGCGCCAACUUCUCCACCUUCGUGCAGCCUAACUCCUCCGUGCUGUGGAAUCUCACAUUCUCCGAAGACGGCUCUGCCAGCGUGACGCAGGCCGCGGCCGUCCCGCAGAUGGGCCUGGUCAACGGCCUGGCGAGAUGGGAUGACCGCACCGUCCUCGCAGCUGACAGCACUAUGGGGCUGAUCUGGAAGGUCGACCUCGACACCGGCGAGGCGACGGUAGCCCUUGCGGACCCGACGAUGGCGCCCGUUGAAUCAAACGGGGUUAAUGGUGUAAAAGUUUAUAGGCCCAGGGACAGCGAGGAGACCUUUGUCUACUAUACGUCGACCGAUCAGGGUCUGCUAGCGCGCGUGCCCGUCUCUUCUGUCACUGCCGAGAAGCUCCCUGCCGAUGCGCCCGUGGAGAUCAUCGCAGGCGGUUUGAAUCCCGAUGAUUUCGCGCUGCUUGAUGAUGGGAGUGUCUACCUCACUACGGGUGCCAACAACACUGUCGUUCACGUUGCUUUGGAUGGGGGUAUCGAGACUGUGGCUGGGAGUCUUGGGGAUUUAGAGCUCGCGAGUAGCACGGCUUGUCAGUUUGGGCCUGAGGGCCAGCUAUAUGUCACCACUGCGGGUGGACUGGAGGGUGCGGUGAAUGGGACGCUCCUGGGCCCGGGCAACGUUGUCUUGGUUAAUCUGGGUGCGCUAUAG